UAAAGGCAGCAAUACAGCAUCUAGUCUGCCGGAAGCAACACGAAGAAGUGGUCUGGAAAAUGAAUGCUGUUUUCGGGAUACAAAGGCAGGCAACUUUUUCUGAACGUCUUAAAAUAAAUGUAACCAUUAACAAAGUAGGCUAGGCCUAGCAUACUGUUCAAAUCCGUGAGUUUACAGGACCUAUAUCCUAUACUGGAAGAACAAAAAUGCUAUAAAGGUGCGUAGUUCGUCCUGGUCAGCACAUCCUGAUCAGAGGUCUGCCAUGGAUUCCCCCGAGGAGAGGCACAUUGUAGGACCCCUUGUACACAGUUCUUUUGAAAGGCUAAUUUGACUCACCAUGUGUUAUUGUCAUCAUCAACCAAAAUUGUUAAUAAACAUUACAUGACAUUCUUAUUUAAGAUUACAUUAGGCUGCUACCACUCCUGCGGUGCUAGCCACAGUAUCUUUUUCAGAUCUUAAGACGUUAAGACAAUUUUCAGAGCAGAUCAGAAUCUCACUUGUGAUUGAUGCAUUAUGUUUGUCUCCUAACAUUGCUUUAUUAAACUUGGAAUAUACUUCAUGGUUUUAUGCUCAGGAGGAAAAAAAUUCCCCACCUAGCCACAUGUAUGCUAUGUAUCGCUGGUUUUCAAUGCUCACAACUCUCAAAUCAACCACACACUUCUAGCACAUCAUGUUUUUGUUCUAUUAAUUGAUAGUGGUAUCUACCCUGUAUAUAAUCUGAACGUUUCAGAACUCUAUGGCCUCAAUGUUAAAAUAGGGACUUUUUUUUUCUCCAUUUCCUGCUUUCAGUUUAGUUGUGUUUUACUUGAGUAAGGAUGCAAGCUGGGUUACACCAGUAAUAGCGGUCUCAGAAGUUGUAUUUCUGUUUAGCUUAAAAGUAAUGUACCAUUAGGCUGCAAGUGUUGUAAAAGGUGUUGUUUUUUAAAAGUCCAGUGUACAAGGAGUCAAAAUGAGUCUCUCUGGGGAGAAUGAGGAGGGAGGCCCUCCCUCUAGUAUCUGUGAAGAGGAAGCCACUGCUUCUAGAAUGAGUCCCUCAGGGAGUGAGGGACAAAUGUCCCUUAAAAGGAGUUUUCCUGCAGAACAGGACACUGACAGGGAAGUUAAGAGGAUCAAGACAGACAGACCAGUCUCACCUGUACCUAGCUGUGUCUCCAUGAAGAGUGACAGGUCUAUGCUACCUCCUAUUCACUUCAGGGAGGGAUACUUUUCCACUGAGCAAAGGUUCAAGACAGACAGAACAGUCCCACCUGCACCUAGCUGUGUCUCCAUGAACAGUGACAAGUCGAUGGGACUUCCUAUUUUCUUCAAGGAGGGAGAAUUAUCCACUGGGAAAAGCAGUAUCUCUGAGGAGAAUGACACGUCAAUGGAUCACCAACCCAGAGGCCCUACUGAUGAGAAAGUGUACAUAACUGUUUCCACUAAGACAGAAAUCCAGGAGAAAAUGAAAUCCUACUUGAAGAAUAGGGCAUGUUCUUUAUUUGAGGGCAUWGARGAUSMAGSMAAAACGACACCUCUUAACAACAUCUACACAGAGCUCUACAUCACACAAGGUGGAAGUGGAGAGGUCAAUUCUGAACAUGAGGUGAGACAGAUUGAGACAGCAUGCAGGUUUCCAGUAGAACAAGAGAUAUCAAUCCAACUCAAUGACAUCUUCAAACCCUUACCUGGACAAGACAAGCCUAUCAGAACAGUGCUGACAAGGGGAGUUGCGGGCAUUGGGAAAACAGUGUCUGUGCUGAAGUUCAUGUUGGACUGGGCUGAAGGAAAAGCAAACCAAGACAUCCAGRUCAUCUUCCCACUUCCUUUUCGGGAUCUGAACUUGAUGAGAGAUACAAAUCAAAGUCUGAUAGAACUACUUCAUCACUCCUUUAUGGAAACAAAAGAAUCAGAAAUCUCAGAAAACGAACAUGCUGUGUUUGUUUUUGAUGGUCUGGAUGAAUGUCGCCUUCCUCUGGACUUCCAGAAUAAUAAGAUCUGCUGUGAUGUCACAGAGUCAACUUCAGUGGAAGUUCUGCUGACAAACCUCAUCAAAGGGAAUCUGCUUCCCUGUGCUCACAUUUGGAUAACCACCCGACCUGCAGCAGCCAAUCAGAUCCCUCCUGAGUGUGUUGACCAGGUGACAGAGGUACGAGGGUUCAAUGACCUACAGAAGGAGGAAUACUUCAGGAAGAGAAUCGCUGAGGAGGACUUGGCCAGCAGAAUCAUCUCGCACAUAAAGACGUCAAGGAGCCUCCACAUCAUGUGCCACAUUCCCGUCUUCUGUUGGAUUUCAGCCACUGUCCUAGAGAGACUAUUGGUUGAAGCAGAGAGUCAAGAGAUCCCCAAGAAUCUGACUCAAAUGUACGCUCACCUCAUGAUCUUCCUGUCAAAACUGAGGAGUCAGAAGUAUCCUGUAGAGCCUUCCAACGAUUUUUUCUGGGAUAAAGAGAUGAUUCUGGCACUGGGGAAACUGGCUUUUCAACAGCUAGAAAAAGGCMAUCUGAUAUUCUAUGAGGAAGACCUGAGAGAGUGUGGCAUUGACAUCAAGGACGCGUCUGUGUACUCUGGAGUGUGCACUCAGAUCUUCAGAGAAGAGUCUGGGCUUAACCAGAUAAAGGUGUACUGCUUUGUACAUCUGAGUAUCCAGGAGUUUCUGGCUGCMCUAUAUGUGUUCCUCAUGUUCACUAACGACAACAACAAUCUGAUGGCUAAAGAGAGAUCCCGCCGUAUCACAAACUGUCUAUACCAAGAUGCAGUGGACAAGGCCUUGCAGUUUGAAAAUGGCCAUCUGGACCUUUUCCUCCGCUUCCUUCUAGGCCUUUCACAUGAGUCCAAUCAGCAUCUCCUACAAGGCCUACUGUCACCAACAGGAAGAGGCUCACAGAGCAACAAGGAAACAGUCAAGUACAUAAAGGAGAAGAUCAGGAAGAACCUCCGUCUGGAGAGAUGCAUUAAUCUGUUCCACUGUCUGAAUGAACUGAAUGAUCAUUCUCUAGUGGAGGAGAUCCAAAGCUACCUGAGAUCAGGAAGUCUCUCAAAAUCUAAACUCUCAUCUGGACAGUGGUCAGCUCUGGUCUUCAUGUUGCUGACCUCCGAGAAGCUGGAUGUGUUUGACCUGAAGAAAUAUAUCAGAUCAGAUGCAUCUCUUCUCAAACUUCUCCCAGUUGUCAGAUCCUCUAGAACAGCCCUGCUGAACGAAUGUAAACUCACCAAGAAAAGCUGUGAGGCACUGGCUUCUGUUCUCAAAUCAAAUUCUGCUGUCUGAGAGUGCUGGACAUGAGUGGCAAUAAACUUCAGGAUUCAGGAGUGAAGCUGCUCUCUGCUGGACUGGGAGUCCACACUGUAAACUGGAGACAUUGAAGUGAGUGACUUUGUGACUGUCUCCACUGCAAAGGAAAGUGGAUGUUGUGUAUAAAGAGUACAUUCUUCAUGUUGUAAAUGUAGUUAUAGGUUUGUGUGGAUUACGUAGCUGGAUCAGCCUUCCCAGGUUGAAUGAUUGCAACCUCACUGAGAAAUGAUUUGAGGUGCUGUCUUCAACUCUCUGGGUUCACCACCUGUCGGAUGUUAUUAUGAAGAUGGAAAUUACUAAUUUUACUUGUACAGAUAAAAGGCUGUGCGUGUUGGUUUCCAUCGCAUUUUCAACUCUACUGAUGGUUUUGUAACAAAAAAAAUUGAGUUAUAUAGCGAAUCCACUUUGGUAUUGGCACUUGCACUCUAGCUAACAGCUGGCAGAUAUAGUGCGGUUAUAAAGCCGGGGAACGCGUAGGGCAGUCCCCAGGUUGUACAUGGGAAGAUUUUUAAAAAUGUGAAGAAGAAAAAUAUUGGGAAAGAUAUUUCAAAAAUAUAUAUAUUCAAUUUAAUUCCAGUUCAAUAGGCAGGAAACUUAUUGAGGUCACUGGUGUGAAAUCUGUAGUUAUGUUAUAUUCAUAGGCCUACUUUUUUUCUUUAGUUUCGCUGUGUGCGCAUGCUCUGUCUACCUGGCUCAAUGUUUGAAACUUUCUUUGCUCUCCACCAAGUGCACGUGAUCCUUUUCUGCUCGUUAGAGUGCCUGCAGCUCUUAUCCUCUCAGAAACUGUAGCAACUGAUGAACUUUAGACUUUACCUUUGUCAAAAACACGGUGUGCCGUUGGGUCGAUGACAUGGGCAUCGAUAUUUUUGAUCAAUUAGUGAAACAAAUAAUAAUCCCCUCAAUGCUCUGCAGUUGAACGAAUCGACUGAUGUCAGUGGGGAAGCCCAGUUGAUUGCGUUUAUGCGAUACAGAGACAUUUCGGAAACAAUGAGUGUUCGGUUCUGCAAGAAGCUAACGGGAGAACUACAGGUGAGGAUGUGUUUCACGUUAUUGACAGCUUUAUCUCAGAGCACAAUCAGGUUAGGAAAUCCUGUUUUCAUGUGUGCACGGAUCGGUGCCCUGCAUCAAUGCCUGGGAGAGUAAAAUGGUCGCCCACAUAAGUAAAUCCCACUUUAUCAUACACAGAGGCAUUGGACAGUAAGAGAAUGAGUCCCGCUUCACACUGACGUCCAUUGGCUAUCCAGAGGGAAAACGCUACAGAGGCUUUUCGAGCUGCGUGCUGAAGUGAUUUUCUGUCUGAGCACUCACGCCCCCUUGUGGCUGUGUUCGAGGACACAGACUGGGGAACCCGCCUUGCCUGUCUUGUUGAUCUGUUCGCAAACUGAACAACCUGAAUCUAACUGCGAGGUAGACACACAUUCUAAACAUGUAUGACAAAGUGUGUGGAUUCAUGAAGAAGAUCAAACUCAGGGAGAGGAAAUGUGAAGAUGAAGAAGUAAGCUGUUUCCACCAGCUUGACACCUAACGUUUUACAGUUGAUACUGACAGAGCUCCUAUGGUGCAAAUAGUGAGUUUACAUUUAUCCAAACGCAACAGUGAGUUCAACUCCUACUUCCCUGACAUUGAAAACAAGUCUGCCAAACUUAACCACAUUUCUGUCAAAUUUACACCUAAUCUAGGAAUCACGCCGGUCACACGGCAUGAGGGGGGACUUCAGGCAGAUCAGUGUUUUAGGUUGGGAACCACUGGCAUUCAUGAUGAUAUUAUUAUGGACAAAAUAUUAUUUUAAUUUGCGCUGCUCUAUAACGUGCCUUGAUUGAAUUCCUAUUUAAUUUUUCAUCUUUAACUCUGCAUUUUUGGAAAAGGAUCCGUAAGUAAGCAUUUCACUGUUAAUCUACGUCUGUUGUCUACAAAGCAUGUGACAAAUACAAUUUUAUUUGAUUCUGGCCUUGGUCUCUGAUGUAGCAUAAUUGAAGACAAUUUGUCAGCAGAUUGUAUCAUUGUCUUUAGAUGUGUCAUGGAGUAUGUACAAUUAUCACUUGAAAUUAUGAAUCUGGGCACCAGUUCGUUAUUCAACAAAAUCGGUCCGUUUAGUUGUGUUCCUUUCAAUUCAAUAAAAGGUUCAACAUAUGACAUUAAUAAAAUGACACAUUGUUGCAGAUGCAAAAUGUACAUUAUCUGAAAUAUUUGAUUUUGUGGAAUUUUCCUCCCUUACUUUCCACAGGCUGGCGGGGUGCAGCAUCACAGAGGAAGGCUGUACUUCUCUGGCUUCAGCUCUGAGGUCAAACCCCUCCCACCUGAAGGAGUUGGACCUGAGUGGAAAUACUCCAGGAGACUCUGGAGUAAAGCUGCUCUCUUCUCUACAAGAGGAUUCGCUAUAUAAACUGGAGACACUGAGGUUAAAUGAUUGACAGCUCACAGAGUCAGUGAAGGAAUGGCCUCAGCUCCAAGUCCUUGGUUGUGGGAGUGCGCUGCAGUUAAAUGCUUCUGGGACAGCUACAAAAUAAAUUUCAAAGUGCGUGAAUGUAGAUAUUCAAUGCUUCGAAUCUAGGAUGAUAGCUCCUUGAAUCUCUCAAUCAAUCAGAGAGCCCUGGCGAAGUGGUGCCAGGAAAAUAUCCUCUCCCUCAACAUCAACAAACACAUCACUGUGGACACACUGCCUGCCCUCCAGGACAACUACAGCACCCGGUGUCACAGGAUCUCAACAACCUUAUUGUCUUCCUAGUAACUCUGCUGUACAUCUUACCAGACUGAUAGCUUUAUUUCAGUGUAUUAGAUGUCGAUAGCUUUAUUUCAGUGUAUUAGAUGUCGAUAGCUUUAUUUCAGUGUAUUAGAUGUCUCUGGAUUUUCAUGCGUGUUGUACUAAUUGCUUGGAUUUUUAUUGUAGCAUUCUUGGGUUUUUGAAAAGCGUGUUACAAAUCAAAUUGAAAUAAAAACAAUGUAUUUUAGUAAUAUAGAAUUACUUACAUUGUAUGUAACCAUGUGUUAAUCUAUGAUAUCCUGUAUAUAAAAAUGAAUAAUAGUCUAAUUAAUUUAAUAUAAAUAGUAUUUAAUUUUAAUAGUAAAACAAAUAAUGCUGAAGUUGUUAUUGCCGUGUAUGACUUGGGGCGCUAUUCAAUCUGUAUAACUGAAGCGGUACAGAUUGCUCUAUAGAAAUGUAAAGGUCAUUUCCGACUGAGCCGACAUAUUCAGCAUUUACCAAAACAAUUAAUAUAUUUUAAUAGUUUGUCCUUACAAGUAACUCUACUGUACGUCUUACCAGACUGAGCUCUAUUUCAGUGUAUUAGAUGUCUCUGGAUUGUCAUGUGUGUUGUACUAAUUGCUUAGAUUUUUAUUGUAGCAUUCUUGGGUUUUUGAAAAGCGUGUUACAAAUAUAUAUAUWUUUUUUAUUAUAGUAAUGUAGAAUUAUUUACAUUGUAUGUAACCCUGUUUUAAUUAUGAUAUACUGUAUAUUCAAAAUUAAUAAUACAAAUAAACAAUAGUCCAAUUAAUUUAAUAUAAGUAGUAUUUAAUUUUAACAGGAAAAUUCAUAAUAGUAAAGUUAUUCCUAUUGCUGUGAAUGACUUGGGGCGCUAUUCAAUCUGUAUAACUGAAGCGGUACAGAUUGCACUAUAGAAAUGUAAAGGUCAUUUCCGACUGAGCCGACAUAUUCAGCAUUUACCAAAACAAUCAAUAUAUUUUAAUAGUUUGUCCUUACAAGUAACUCUGCUGUACGUCGUACCUAUCUUUUUAUGUCAGUGUAUUAUAGGCCUCUAGUCUUUCUACAAUUGAAUACUAAUUGCUUGGAUGUGUUUUUAUUGUAGCACCUUGGGGUUUAAAACAAGUAGCAUUUCUUACAUUCUAUGUAACCCUGUGUGUUAAUCUAUGGUAAACUGUAUGAUAUUCUUUAAAUAUAUGAAGUAAUGCUGUUAUUCCUA
Salvelinus sp. IW2-2015 is the source of this 7185-nucleotide messenger RNA. The record is from RefSeq and is a predicted model, not a curated record. NCBI's taxonomy places the organism in Eukaryota, Metazoa, Chordata, Actinopteri, Salmoniformes, Salmonidae.